AUGUUGCAUAGUCGGGCAGCAAGAGUGCUCCAGCGCUCGGGGUCCGAAGCGCAGAUGCAACAACUCCGUGCACAGCAUCACAAGCGGUAUAGCAUGGCUUCCCCAACGAUUUCGCAGGUGCCGGACUUCAGCAAGUAUUUCCCGACCUGGCCGGUUACAGAGCUGGCGCCAUUCAUCAAUGAGGUUAUGCGGGCAUACCCACGGAACUCCAAAUACGUCAACCAGCAGCACUACUACCACAACCGCAAGGUGCUGGUAGAGCGGUACCUGCAGCGCCAGCCGCACGCGGUGUCGCUGAAGCACCUGGCGCAGUACUACGACGACUCGAACCGGCUGACGAAGCAGAAGGUGAUCCGGUCGGGGCAGUUUGCGAAGGAGGAGCUGACGGUGCGGAUGGCGCACAAGCUGCGGGAGCUGCAGGACCUGCCAUUCAACGUGGUGAACAACUUCCACUUCGUGCAGGUGUACGAGUCGUACUACAACAUCUUCGAGCGGUUCCGGCGGUUCCCGGCGAUCCGCACGCUGGAGGACAACGAGCGCUUUGCGGAGCUCCUGCACCAGAUCAUGAGCGACUUCAACAGCCUAAACCUGCCGCACCUGAUCAUGGGCGCGCUGGAGAGCUGCAUCCUGGACCUAUACCCGCAGGACGCGAUGGACCGGCUUAUGUCGAGCUUCCUGCGCGCGCGCAUCUCGCGGCGCCUGAUCGUCGAGGAGCACCUCAGCGUCACGUCCAACUACAUGAGCGGCAAGAGCGAGAACACGCUCGUCCUCGGCGACAUCUUCCAGGAGUGCAGCGCGCGCGAGUACCUGCUGCAUGCCGCGCGGAUCUGCGAGAAUGCGAUCCGCGACAUGUUCUACCCCGACAUCCCCCUACCGGACUUCAUCAUCGACGGCUGCGCGGACCUGCGCUUUUACUUCCUCCCGUCCCAGCUGCAUUAUCUCUUCGGCGAGACCUUACGCAACAGCUACGAGGCCACUGUGAAGGAGGCCAUCCGCCGCGGCCUGCCGAAGCCCGACCCCAUUACCGUCACCGUCGUGCAGAACCCCGAAAGCUACCUCUUCCGCAUCAGCGACCGCGGCGGCGGCAUCCCCCACCCCGACCGCACCAUCUGGUCCUUCGGCAAGUCCAAACUCCUGGCCCAGCAGGCCCUCGACAACUUCCACAAGCUCCCCGGCGCCCAGACCGUGUCACUGUACGACCAUAUGUACGACGCCGACGCCCGCCGCGUCGCGGCCGCCUGCAAGCUCUCCAACACCUCGCUGCAGUCCAUGGCUGAGACCAACCUCACGAAGGGCCGCUAUAAGUUUGACUUCCCCCGCCCACUCGUGGGCCUGCUCGAACGCCCGUUCCGCUACAAGCUGGGCAUUGGCCUGGCGAUGUGCAAGGUCUACGCGGAGUACUGGAACGGCGACCUCACCGUCCACUCCAUACACGGCCAUGGUACCGACACCGUCCUGAAGCUGGGCAACCUGAUGUACCACACCGACCACCUCCAGCUCGAUCGAGUCUGA
Messenger RNA from Eremothecium gossypii ATCC 10895, 1512 nucleotides. RefSeq names its product protein kinase PKP2 (gene PKP2). Gene Ontology annotation, cellular component: mitochondrion. The transcript has a single exon. Lineage: Eukaryota; Fungi; Ascomycota; Saccharomycetes; Saccharomycetales; Saccharomycetaceae. Gene Ontology annotation, molecular function: pyruvate dehydrogenase (acetyl-transferring) kinase activity. The coding region runs from base 1 to 1512 and encodes 503 amino acids. The record is from RefSeq and is marked provisional. Gene Ontology annotation, biological process: regulation of glucose metabolic process; protein phosphorylation.